AUGAACUGCCCCUCUCGCACCGACGAGCCAGAGGGCACCGGCUUCAACCAGAAUCCCAGCUCGCUCUCUGCCGAUCUCACCACUAGGCAGGAUCUCAAUGGCAUGGCGAAUGCUCGCGUUUUACGGAGGAUAUCGAGUAGUGAGGUUCGGGCCAUGGAAGACCUUGAACCAGACCGCGAAUUGCAGGAGGAUACAAAUAAAGGGCAUGCGGUGGUGAAGGGGGUGGCCGCUGGAAAGAUCCAGGCGGCGAGCAGCCCCAGCGAUGCUCAUGGGAGCAGGGCUGGGGCAGAGGGCGGCGAGGGGAGUGGGAGCGCGCAUAGGAGUGCCAACGAACGACGGAGAUACCACAAUUAUGCUGUAAACCGCUUCAUGAGAAUUCGAAAGUUCAUGGUGAACUUCGCCAGAUUCAUUGGCCCCGGAUUCAUGAUCUCCGUAGCAUACAUCGACCCAGGAAACUAUGCCACGGAUGUUGCUGCUGGUGCGAGCUACAGAUUUAAGCUCCUCUUUAUCGUGCUGAUGUCCAAUAUCUUCGCUAUAUUCCUCCAGACUUUGUGCAUCAAGCUUGGGAGUAUUAGCGGUCUCAACCUAGCCGAAGCCUGUAGGGCAUUUCUUCCGGGAUGGCUGAAUAUAAUGCUCUAUGUCAUGGCGGAAGGGGCGAUCAUUGCUACAGAUAUCGCCGAGGUUAUUGGAACAGCCAUUGCAAUCAAUCUUUUGAUACCCCAGAUCCCAUUGGUUGCAGGACCAAAUGGGUCUAUGAAGGGACUCCGGGCGUUUGAGUUCUUCGUUAUGGCACUAGUGCUAGGCGUUGUGGUUUGCUUUUGCAUCCAGCUGAGCUUGAUUAAGGAUACAUCUAUAGGGGAGGUCUUCCGAGGGUAUCUUCCAUCUUCGGCCAUUGUGCAGUCUGACGGCCUUUACCAAUCUUGCGGUAUUCUUGGCGCUACCGUCAUGCCUCACAGCCUUUACCUAGGAAGUGGAAUAGUCCAACCACGCUUGUUGGAGUACGACGUCAAGCAUGGCCUAGCAAGCCCAUCUAAUGAAUCGGACGGCAUCGAAAAAGAGCAGUAUUAUCCUUCCCUGCCAGCCAUCAAUUUCUGCCUCAAGUACUCCAUCGCCGAACUAACAAUCGCACUAUUCACAUUCGCACUGUUUGUCAACAGCGCCAUCCUCAUCACCGCGGGCGCCUCUCUCUCCUCGGACAGCUCCGCAGCGGGUGCCGACCUCUUCGGGAUCUACAGCCUCCUUUCAUCUAGUAUAGCCCCCGCAGCAGGAACGAUCUUCGCUCUCGCGCUUCUACUCUCCGGCAUCAGCGCCGGCAUCGUUUGCACGAUCGCAGGACAGAUGGUCUCAGAAGGCGCGUUGAAUUGGACGAUCAAGCCAUGGCUCCGCCGCUUAAUCACGCGAAGUAUCAGCAUCACGCCUAGUAUCAUCAUCGCUGGCGCCGUCGGCAGAUCAGGACUCAAUGCUGCGUUGAACGGUAGCCAGGUCGCCCUCAGCGUCGUGCUACCGUUUGUUACGGCGCCGCUUAUCUACUUCACCUGCAGGAAUAAAUACAUGACUGUUCGUGCGAGUCAUGGACCGAGAGGUAAUGGCGACGAGGCCGAUGCUUAUAGACUCGAUAGUACAGGGAGUGACUCACUGGCACCGCAACCGACGAAAAUGAGGAAUAAUUGGUUCGUUGCUGCUUGUGGUAUUAUUAUUUGGUUGGUUAUGGCAGUUAUGAAUGUCGCAAAUUUGGUCCUAUUAGGAAAGGGCCAGGCAUAG
Messenger RNA from Venustampulla echinocandica, 1761 nucleotides. Its product is annotated as Transporter protein Smf2. The coding region runs from base 1 to 1761 and encodes 586 amino acids. Gene Ontology annotation, molecular function: manganese ion transmembrane transporter activity; cadmium ion transmembrane transporter activity. Gene Ontology annotation, cellular component: membrane. NCBI's taxonomy places the organism in Eukaryota, Fungi, Ascomycota, Leotiomycetes, Helotiales, Pleuroascaceae. The record is from RefSeq and is a predicted model, not a curated record. Gene Ontology annotation, biological process: iron ion transport; intracellular manganese ion homeostasis. The transcript is spliced from 5 exons.